Messenger RNA from Eucalyptus grandis, 1296 nucleotides. Its product is annotated as squamosa promoter-binding-like protein 8. The record is from RefSeq and is a predicted model, not a curated record. Gene Ontology annotation, molecular function: DNA binding. Gene Ontology annotation, cellular component: nucleus. Lineage: Eukaryota; Viridiplantae; Streptophyta; Magnoliopsida; Myrtales; Myrtaceae.
CCAGACCCACCACCACCCGCACCACCACCACCCCAUGCUCGACCACUAUGCGGUCUCGCCUCACCAGUCCUUCCCCAGCAGCAGCGCCGCCGCCGCCGCCACUCACAUUCUGUCCAGCCCCAACGCCUUCUCGCCCUUCGCUCCUCCCCAUCACCAGCAACCACCCCCAUCGCCGCCGCCCACAUCCACAAUGCCCACCACCCGCUCUUCGACCCCCGCGCCUUCGGCGGCGCGUCCUACCCGCCUCCCGCCAACCCCUUCGCCCUGGACUGCUUCGGCGGCGGCGGCGGCGGCGGAGGAGGGAACGGCGGGGGGUUCCUGAUGGUGCCGAAGAGCGAGGACGCCGCGGGGGCCCGGCCGUCGCCCGCGGCGGAGCUCGCCGCCGCGAGGAUAGGGCUGAACCUUGGGGGGACGUACUUCGCGUCCUCGGUGGCGGCGGAGGACGACUUCGUGAGCCGGCUCUACCGCCGCCCGUCGGCCGGGAGGGCGGGCGGGGAGGGCGGCGGGGUUGGGUCGGCGGCCGCCAACGCGCCCCGCUGCCAGGGAGGGUGCAACGCCGACCUGACCCACGCCAAGCACUACCACCGGAGGCACAAGGUGUGCGAGUUCCACUCCAAGGCCGCCGCCGUCAUCGCCGGCAGGCUGACCCAGCGGUUCUGCCAGCAGUGCAGCAGGUUCCAUCUCCUCGCGGAGUUCGACAAUGGGAAGCGCAGCUGCCGGAAGCGGCUGGCGGACCACAACCGCCGCCGGAGGAAAUCCCAUCAGCAGCCGGGCCGCGACAACCUGGCCAAGACGCAGCAGGAGGGCUGCCGGAACUCUUCCGGCGAUAACCCAUCAAGAUCGCCCCCGGACUCGGGAACGCAGUCGGCCUCGUCGGUCACCGUGGCGUUGUCCCCGCCAAGGAUGUCGCUGGACUGUUUCCGGCAGAGCCACCAUCGCGGGUACCAGCCGCCCUCGUCGUCCUCGUCGGCGUCGUCGCCCUCGUGCUCUCUCUUCUUCUCCAGCGGAUAAAAGAAACCAACUGCAGGAGGGCUGAGGGCUGUCUCUCUUUCUCUGCUACCUCUGAUCACAGGCUUCUCCCUUCCCUCCCUCUUCGUAGGCACUUUAGAGAGCAGUAGUAAGGAUAUUCUUAGGAUUUGAUUGUCAUUUGUUUAGAGAUUAUCCCGAGAGUUUCAAGCUCGCUCCCUCUUCUUGUCUCCUCCACGUUCGUGGUGGAAAAGUUGAUGUUGCGGCCCGAGAUGGGCAUCGUUGUAGACAUCAAGUGAAGCAUCUAAAUUAUUGUUUUCUCAUGGCAUA